Messenger RNA from Hevea brasiliensis (rubber tree), 1203 nucleotides. RefSeq names its product carboxylesterase 1. Bases 112 to 1101 code for a protein of 329 amino acids. Gene Ontology annotation, molecular function: hydrolase activity. Lineage: Eukaryota; Viridiplantae; Streptophyta; Magnoliopsida; Malpighiales; Euphorbiaceae. The record is from RefSeq and is a predicted model, not a curated record. The transcript has a single exon.
UUCUCCAUCAGUUAGGCAUUUAUAACUGAGUUGAUGCACAACACAAGAGUUCACACUCACAAUAUCCUCUAACCACAUUCUUCCGAUCCAAAACCAUUACAAGCAAUCAUUAUGUCAACUCAAACUUCACCGGAAAAUCUCACCAUCGAUCCCUACAAGCACCUCCGCAUCAUCCCUCUCUCUGAUGGCACCAUUACUCGCUUACCAGAAAUUACAAACUUAUUGCCCAGACCUCAACACCCUAUUCCUAUCCUCACCAAAGACAUCACCAUUAAUCAAUCAAAUAACACAUGGGCCCGGAUAUUCCUACCCCAACAAACACUAGAUUACACUUCCUCCCACACCAAGCUUCCUCUUAUUGUUUGGUUCCACGGAGGAGGGUUCAUACUUUUCAGCGCAGCUUCAACCUUUUUUCACGAUUAUUGUGCAAGCCUUGCUAUUGAGCUCACUGCUGUUGUCGUUUCCAUAGAGUAUCGCCUCGCCCCCGAGCACCGUCUUCCAGCUGCCUAUGAGGACGCUGUGGAGGCAUUACACUGGAUUAAAUCAAGCCCUGAUGAGUGGUUGAGAGACUUUGCUGAUCUCAGAAAAUGUUUCCUUAUGGGGGCUAGCGCCGGCGCUAAUAUAGCUUACCAUGCUGGACUACGAGUAGCUGAGACAGUCGAACAUCUAGAGCCCUUAAAGAUUGAAGGGCUAAUAUUGCACCAACCCUUCUUCGGUGGGUCAAAGAGGACUGAAUCGGAAUUGAGGAUGAUGAACGAUCCCAUUUUACCACUUUGUUCCAAUGAUCUGAUGUGGGAAUUAGCUUUGCCAAUUGGUGCUGACCGUGAUCAUGAGUUUUGCAAUCCAACGGUGAAGGGAGAUUCAAAGGCGCUGACUAAAAUGAGGCAGUUAGGGUGGAGGAUCUUCGUUCAUUGGGGUGAUAGAGAUCCUCUGAUGGAUCGUCAAGUUUUGUUGGUAAAAAUGCUAAGAGAGAAAGGUUUAGUAGUUGUGAAUCAUUCUUCGGAGGGACAUUUUCAUGGGGUAGAGUUAGUUGAGCCCUCCAAAUGCACGGGCCUGUAUGUGGCUUACAAAAGUUUUAUAUCAUCUUCAGUGCUUGCCUAGGCUGUGAUAUACUCCUUCUCUAUCUCUAAUAAGUUCGUGUAACAGUUAUUUAAAAAAAAAAAAAAAAAGGACAUAAUCAUUAAUCAGCAUUUUCCCUUGUUA